AAAUCGUGAAACUACCUCCUGAGGAUGACUCCACAGUCUACUCUACACCAGAUGCGGACUGGCCCUCUGUCGGCAGCGUCGAAAUCAAAUGCGUCAGCAUGAGUAAAUGGAGCGACCCAUUGCUGCCGUCUUCGGAUGAUGCUAAUUCGGAACCGACAGACCGGAAUUGAAACCCGCUGUGUCAAACGUGUCGUUCCAUGCUUCCGCCGGGAUAAAAAUUGACAUCUGCGGCAGAUCUGGCUCGGGGAAGAGCAGCAUGAUACUGGCCCUGUUCCGUGGCCUGACCGACUCGCUUGUAUCCGGUCAGAUCAUCAUCGACGGCGUGGACAUCAACAGUCUGUCACGCUCACACCUACGCAAGGCCCUCAGUGUCGUCGCACAAGACCCAUUUAUCUGGCACGCAUCAAUUCGCUUGAACCUCGAUUCAGAGGAAGCGUUCGCAGAUGCGGCGAUCUGGGCCGCCCUUGACCUCGUUGAGAUGAGUGAAGCGGUGGCGGAGCUUCCGGAGAAGCCGGACACGAUACUCGAGGACGGUGGGUCUUUGUCCAACGGACAGCUGCAGCUUCUCUGUCUGUCGAGAGUGCUUCUGCGCAGGAGGACAAUUGUCGUCCUCGAUGAAGCGAGCAGUAGCCUUGACCUCCACACCGACGAGAAGAUACGCGCCGUCAUCCGAACAGAGCUGUCCGACUGCACUGUCAUCGCCGUGGCGCAUCGUAUCGCCACGAUCGUCGAUUUCGACUUCAUUCUCGUCAUGGACGACGGUGCGCUGGUGGAGCACGGCACUCCCGAGGACCUCCUCGCACGCCCAAACAGCCGAUUCGCACGGCUCGCCGCUAGCCAGGGGAUCGUCCGCAACCAGCUCCAAUGACCAGGAUACUAUACCUCGUCUAGUACAGUCCAAUCAUGUGCCGCACAUACGGAUGCUACCUACACACGAUACCGUUGAUAGCGUACAACAUCAAUACGAAAUGCGGGGUGUGCACGGAAUGUAUCGUAGGAGAGGAG
This is a messenger RNA of Rhodofomes roseus, 1005 nucleotides long. Its product is annotated as P-loop containing nucleoside triphosphate hydrolase protein. The coding region runs from base 257 to 868 and encodes 203 amino acids. Lineage: Eukaryota; Fungi; Basidiomycota; Agaricomycetes; Polyporales; Fomitopsidaceae. The transcript has 6 exons. Gene Ontology annotation, cellular component: membrane. The record is from RefSeq and is a predicted model, not a curated record. Gene Ontology annotation, biological process: transmembrane transport. Gene Ontology annotation, molecular function: ATP hydrolysis activity; ATP binding; ATPase-coupled transmembrane transporter activity.